AUGGAAAAUUCUUUUACAUAUGGAUCAUCAAGGAUAAUUCGAAAACGGUCACAUAGUCCAAGUUCCCCUAUGGAUUACUCUCCAUCUAAUUGGCUUUACCAUAGGUCUUUGAGUUCGAUUGGCAAAUCCCACAUGGUUGAGACUUUGUAUCCAAAUAUUGAAAAACUGAAAAACAGAAAAUCAAAUGUAAGGCCAAAAAUUUCAAGGGAAAUGGCUUUAGAAGUGGUAAAAAAGUACUUGCUGCCGAUGUUUGACACACAAAAACGAGCUACUUCAGCAAGAAAACGAGUAUCUGCUUACGGAAUGUCGCCGAAUAGGCUGUUGAAAGAUAAAAAGCCAUUAGAAAAAUUAAGUGAUUUACUGAAAGAAAUUUUAAGCAAAGAGCUUGUUGGUUUAGAAAAAAUUAAAAACAAUUAUGAAAAAGUGGUGACUGAGAAAAAUACAGUCGAAAUUGAGCUUAAUGCAUUAAAAGAAAAGCUGCUGAGGGAUAAAACAAAUUUGAAUAGCAUAAGAUAUAUGCUUAAAGAGACAGAUAAAAGAAAUAAAUUUGUAGUUUUAGGCAUAACUGGGACAAGGCAAGAUCUGCUGGAAUCAAAAUCUAUGUAUGAAAAAAGUCAAACAGAAAAAAUCGAAUUGGAAAAUUCUUACUACAAAGAAAAGAAUUUCAAUAUGGAAUUAAAAGAAAAAUCAAAAACCCUGCUUCAUUGAAAUGAUCUAUAUAGAAUGCGAAGUGAUAUUAUGGGAGAAAGACUAAAAGGAUUUUUUGAAUCCUGCACAUCUUUAUUAUCGUCUUCUCAAUUCGAGGAUAUUUUAUCAGCCUCACUGUCUUCAUGGAAAAAUUUAAAUGAAAAUCUAAAUAAAAUAGAGCAAACAGAAAGUUAUGAGGCAGGCAAGUGUAUGUGGCAAAAUUUCAAAUUAGUCAUUUCUAACUAUGACAAUAUUUCUAGUAGACAAAAUAUUAAAGAGGAGGUGAAAAAACUUAGAUUUGUGAUCACAGAUUAUUUUAAUAACAAAAAAAAUCAGCUCAAACGAGAAAUUGCGAGGACGAAAGACAGUGAGCAAGAGUUUUCAAAGAAAGAAAAAGAAUUCAAUGAUUUUAAUAUGGAAUAUGAAAAAAUGAAAGAAAGGCUCAAGGCACUGAAAGCUAAGCAUAAAGCUGUGAGAGAAACAGAAGAAAAACUAUGCAAAAAAUGCAGAAAACCUUAUUUCGAGAAAAAUAAUUAUAAUUGGUCUUGUUCUACACAUGGCAAUAUAUGAAAUGGCCAAAUGUAUUGGUGCUGUGGAAAUACAAAUAAAGAAAGCUCAGGAUGCCAAAGAAGCAAGCACGAAAAUCAAAAUUUAAUCGACAGCGACAAUGAAGAAGAAAACCCUGAAAGAUCCCUUUUUUGCUCAAAUUGCAAGAAAAAUGGACAUUCUCCCCACAAAUGCCCGAAAGAUCCGAAUGCCCGAUCAAAUUUCGAUUUUAAAUCUGAAAUUAAUCGAAUCAAAAAAACGGUCAAAAAUAAGCGAAAAAUGGGAGAAGUCUAUAAUAUUUAUUCAGAAAAAUUAAAAGGAAUUUUCAAAGAAAAAUUUUCAGAAAAUUCUUUUGGCAGGGAUUCUCCUCGAGAAACCGAAGAAACUGCUGACCAAUCGUUCUCAAUUUUUGAGUAUUCUAAAACCCCUACAAUUACUCCGAAACGGACAAUUUCUUUACCGCAAAAAGGUGAAAUAGACACAUAUAAAUCAGUAACACCUGAUAUAUCUCCAAUUUCAAAGAAAUACUUUGGCGAUGAAAGUUUUCCUUUCCUUUCAAAAAAACGCACUAAUUUAGAAAAUCGCUUAAAAUUAGACAAAUAA
Messenger RNA from Blepharisma stoltei, 1836 nucleotides. The record is from the annotation of a GenBank genome assembly. Lineage: Eukaryota; Ciliophora; Heterotrichea; Heterotrichida; Blepharismidae.